AUGACCGAUGCAACGUCGAGAUCCUCCAAGCAGCCGCGUCGUAUCACCGGCCAGAAGAGCCGGAAGAAGACCGCGACGUCCACCAGAAGACCCGGAGGAGGCUUCUUCAGAACACAGUAUUACUUUACCAAAGGCCACGAGCACAUGGGAGAAGCCAGAGAUGUCCUCCAGGAACAAUCUCCCUUUAUUUAUCCACCUUGCUCCAGUAUGUUCUCCUAUUUUCAAUAUUGGAAGGCGAAAAAGCGCACAUGGGACAAAGAACGCAGAAUGGGUGUUCUAAAGUCCACGGAUUCGCACGAACUUCUACGUUCCCUUCGUGUGGACGUGGAGAUCGAGGCGUUGGAGGCGAAGAAGCACAAAGAUCUGGACGAAGCGAUAGCCAUUACGGACGUGGAUCCAAAAUUCUUCAGUAAAUUGGACGGAAGGGUGAUCAAAGAGAAAUUCUCCGUGAGAGACUACGUGGACGAUAUUCGUGAGAUUUUUAAGGCUCGACUGUUAGCCGGACAGGAGAUGGACGAUUGUAUUCGUAACGAUCAGCAGUUCGUCGAGCAGCAGAAGAUACUCGACAGGAUCAAGCAUCGUUAUCACCGUUACGUGGCCGGCUUCGAGGAGUUCCUCUCGAAGGACCACGAGGAGAGCAUGAGGAUCCUGCUUGAAGCAGAGCACGAGGCCAAGUUAACCAGAGAGGUCAGCGAGAAGAGGAACCAGCUCUCCAAGGAGUUAGGCCACGUCAGACUGGACGUCUAUCACUGGGAGGAGAACUGGAGGAUGGUGAAGAUGUGCCAGAGGUUCCUCUAUCAGGUGUCUCCGAUCGCGUGGCGCGAGGAACACGACUGGAUCCAUCGUUCAGACUCCGGAGAGAGUGUCAUUCGCGGCAACACGGACGAUCUAUUCGGUCGAUACAGAACGGUCGACGAAGUUGCUUCGCUCAAUAGCUUGAUAGAAUUGUUCGAGCAGGACGUCAUGGAAGCAGGCCCAACAGAAUUAUACUUCGUGGACCCGCUCGAUCUAAUUCGCGUGUUCAGAGCGAUAGAAACGCAAAACCUGAGUGCUUUAAUCCAUUUAGAAUCUCUGGCAGAGCCGAUGUCCGAGAUGAUCAACACGAUCCAAACUGCCGAAGAACAAAUCAAAUUAGAAGUCAGAGAACUCACCAACGCUAUCAACGAACUCCAAGAGAAUAUUCGUAAACUGGAGAACAGAGCGAAAGAUCUGGAAAAUUACGCGAACGAGCUGUUGGAAACAGUGUUCAGGGAUUCUGUUUGCUCCGAGGAGGUGCUUCGUCUUCAAGUAUUCAUCGAAGUUGCUUACGAGAGCUGUGUAGGCCCGAACGAAGCCAAUCUGGAUAGUUUCUCGAUGAUGAAAUGGAUCGAGAAGACGCACGAGGAGUUGAAUUUGGAAUUGGACACGUUACCACCGGGUGUGGUCAAAGCUUGCGAGAAAGAGGGAUUCAAACAGGAACUUAGAGCUAUGAAGGAGACAGAGGAGGCUGCUAAAAAGUUCGAGCUUAUGCAUCGAUUGCUCGCCUCCCUGAAGCGUGUCAUGGAGCCACCCGUGACAAAGAGGCGACCUUUAAUGUGGCGUUCGACCCCAAGUAUUCAAAGGGCCAAGCCGAUACCGCCGCCGCCGGAGCCCACCGACGAGGAGACGCAAUUUUUGACCUUCUUCACCAAUUAUUGCAAACAGGAGGACUUCACCACCUAUCGGUCCCAAUUUCCGGACGACUUUGACCUCACGUUCCAGGCUCGGCGGCUUGACGCUUCUGGAAGCGAGGAAACUGUCGACGAGGAAGAGGAGGAAGAAGAGGAAUCUGAAGAAGAAGAUUACGAAUGA
Messenger RNA from Habropoda laboriosa, 1830 nucleotides. RefSeq lists its product as uncharacterized. The record is from RefSeq and is a predicted model, not a curated record. Bases 1 to 1830 code for a protein of 609 amino acids. Lineage: Eukaryota; Metazoa; Arthropoda; Insecta; Hymenoptera; Apidae. The transcript is spliced from 7 exons.